CCAUUUAUUCCCCAUUCAAAACUGCCACCCAUAAUUCUAGUCUCUAUUCAGAAAGGGAAAAUCUUUCCAAUGGCGAUGUAUCCGGAAGAGGAAGAAGCUUGGAAAUGCCCAAAACACCCUUCCAAGCGUCGCCGGAACGGAAUCUGUCCGACCUGCCUCCGUGACCGUCUCAUCACCCUCUGCCCGGAGUGCGCUAACGUCCGCCCCUGUUCCUGUUGCACCGCCUCUUCGUCUUCCUGUUCCUCCUCGUCGUCCUCCUCUUCGUUUUCCUUCUUCUCAUCCGCGUCCUCCUCCCGACGCGUCGGCGGCGGCCGUGUGUCGGAGCUGAUUGAGAAGGAGCCGGCGUUCCGGAGAUCGAGAUCCGUCGGGAUUCCGUUCUUGUUCACUCGAUUCGCGCGUGAGAAAGAGGCGGAGGAUUCGAAUUCGAACGCGCGCGUGCGUGAGAAGAGCCGUGCGGCGUCGUUUUUGUCGAGGAUUAUGCCGAGCAAAAGCAGGAAAAAUCAAUCGGUUGCGGAACAGGGGCGGGUCGAACAGGAGGACCCGAAAAUCGGUAAUAAUGUUGGAGAAGAGUGUAGGUAUAGAUGCAGCAAUGCUAGUAUCGAGGAAUUUGCGAGCAUGAUGAUGAGGUCGAGGUCGGUGUCCGUCGUAUCGUCGUCGGCGAAGGAGAAACGGUGGAGUUUUUCAAGUCCGAUGAAAGCUUUCCGGCAGCAAUCGAAAACUCCGAAAUUGGCUAAUGAUCGGUCUCCGAUGUGCCGGGGUUGAGUUGAGUAUUGUUUAUAACUUUUGUCUUAUGUAUAUAGAACAUCUUUCAAUACAUUUUACAUAACUCUUUUUUCUUGGAGGAUUAUUAAAGGCUGACAGUUUUUGAGUUUUCUUUUUAAAGUAUGAAUUCCUCAUUUUGUAUAAUGGUUAGGGAUUAUUAUUAGCUACAGAUUGGUUUUAAUUGGGAACUUAUUGGUUAUGGUUGGAAAGAUCAAAUUGUUGAUUAUUGCAAUUAUGAACUUCUUAAGCUACCAAAAAUUUGUAUUGGAAUUCUGUCCCCAAUUUAGCGAUUCCCCCCUUUUUUUUUUUUUUGGUGAAAUGGUAGUACUUUGAUUGUGGAGAUAGAUUCAUGGACUAGUCUGGAUUCAUUUUUUGGAUUAAAAUGAUUUUGGGGGACAAAUACAAUAGCUAUAGUAUGUAAUCGACGUUUUAUUCAAUUGAUUUGAUAGGAUCCAUUAUUGAUUUUGCUUAUAAGAAAGAAGAUUCUUGUUUUACG
This is a messenger RNA of Oldenlandia corymbosa var. corymbosa, 1258 nucleotides long. Lineage: Eukaryota; Viridiplantae; Streptophyta; Magnoliopsida; Gentianales; Rubiaceae. The record is from the annotation of a GenBank genome assembly.